AUGGCGGCUCCAGAACAGAUCCCGGGGCAGGAGUUUGAAUAUGAGGCCCUCCCUUCCAACUAUGGCCUAGGCGCCAAUAUGUUAGCAGGUGCAUUUGCAGGGAUUGCGGAACACUCUGUCAUGUAUCCUGUAGAUUUAUUAAAGACCCGCAUGCAAAUCUUACACCCUGCCAACGGAGGCUUAUACACCGGUUUGACCAACGCUGUUUCCACAAUCUAUCGUAUCGAGGGCUGGCGAACACUGUGGAAGGGUGUCUCGAGUGUCAUUGUCGGCGCGGGCCCCGCUCAUGCAGUCUACUUUGGUACAUAUGAGAUUGUUAAGGACCUGGCAGGCGGGAAUGUCGACGAUGGCCACCACCCGUUUGCUGCCGCUUUAAGUGGAGCCUCGGCCACGAUUGCCAGCGAUGCCCUGAUGAACCCUUUCGAUGUCAUCAAGCAGCGGAUGCAGGUUCACGGCUCCAUACACAAGACGAUCUUCCAAUGCGCGAGAACGGUCUACCGGACUGAAGGUCUCCACGCUUUUUACGUCUCCUACCCCACAACACUAUGCAUGACAAUCCCCUUCACUGCGACCCAGUUCAUGGCCUAUGAGUCAAUCUCCAAGGUUAUGAACCCGCGAGGAGACUAUGACCCCUUUACCCACUGCAUUGCCGGUGGUCUUGCCGGUGCCGUUGCGGCCGGUAUCACCACACCGCUCGAUGUGAUCAAGACCCUUCUGCAGACCCGUGGCCUGGCUCAGGACCAGGAGAUCCGCUCCGCCAAGGGUUUGUUCAACGCUGCCGCCAUUAUCAAGCGCCAGUUCGGCUGGGGCGGCUUCCUGCGUGGAUUGCGCCCUCGCAUCAUCUCGACCAUGCCCAGCACUGCGAUUUGCUGGACAUCCUAUGAAAUGGCAAAGGCAUAUUUCAAGGGCCAAAUGGGCGAUAACUGA
Messenger RNA from Penicilliopsis zonata CBS 506.65, 927 nucleotides. RefSeq lists its product as hypothetical. Gene Ontology annotation, molecular function: ferrous iron transmembrane transporter activity. Bases 1 to 927 code for a protein of 308 amino acids. The record is from RefSeq and is a predicted model, not a curated record. NCBI's taxonomy places the organism in Eukaryota, Fungi, Ascomycota, Eurotiomycetes, Eurotiales, Aspergillaceae. Gene Ontology annotation, biological process: iron import into the mitochondrion. The transcript has 7 exons. Gene Ontology annotation, cellular component: mitochondrial membrane.